Messenger RNA from Manis javanica (Malayan pangolin), 2780 nucleotides. It is a transcript of the gene F2RL2, whose product is annotated as coagulation factor II thrombin receptor like 2. Gene Ontology annotation, molecular function: thrombin-activated receptor activity. The record is from RefSeq and is a predicted model, not a curated record. Gene Ontology annotation, biological process: blood coagulation; positive regulation of Rho protein signal transduction; phospholipase C-activating G protein-coupled receptor signaling pathway. Lineage: Eukaryota; Metazoa; Chordata; Mammalia; Pholidota; Manidae. Gene Ontology annotation, cellular component: plasma membrane.
GACCGGGAGAGCGCAGAGCACAGGAGCGCGCACUUCCACAGAGAACAAGUGUUCGUUUUGCUGUUGACACACCGAACUGAAGCACAGCUGUGCUCCCUAAUCUGAUACAUUUGAUAACCUUUGGGAAAAGGGACUCAGGUCAUCCAGAUGAAAGCCCUCAUCUCUGCAGCUGUUGGAGCAGUGCUUCUCUUGCCCACUUUUUGUCAAAGCGGUAUGGAAAACGGUGCAGACAACUUGGGGGAGUCAACCUUACCUAUCAAGACCUUCCGUGGUGCUCCUCCAAAUUCUUUUGAGGAGUUCCCCCUUUCUGCCAUAGAAGGCUGGACAGGUGCCCCCACAACUGUAAAAAUUAAGUGCCCUGAAGAACGGGUUUCAGUUCUCCAUGUGAAUAAUGCUACCGUGGGGUACCUGAGCAGCUCCAUAAGUACCAAACUCAUCCCCACCGUCUACAUCCUGGUGUUUGUAGUAGGCGUGCCAGCCAAUGCGGCGACCCUGUGGAUGCUCUUCUUCAGGACCAGAUCUGCCUGCACGACCAUCUUCUACACUAACCUGGCCAUUGCAGAUUUUCUUUUUUGUGUCACAUUGCCCUUCAAGAUAGCUUACCACCUCAAUGGGAACAACUGGGUAUUUGGAGAGGGCCUGUGCCGGGCCACCACAGUUGUCUUCUACGGCAACAUGUACUGCUCCAUUCUGCUCCUUGCUUGCAUCAGCAUCAGCCGCUACCUAGCCAUUGUCCAUCCCUUCAUUUACCGGGGGCUGCCCCAGCGCACCUAUGCCUUGCUGACAUGUGGACUGGUGUGGGCAACCGUUUUCUUAUAUAUGUUGCCCUUCUUCCUCCUGAAACAGGAGUAUUACCUCGUCCAUCAGGACAUCACCACCUGCCAUGAUGUCCACAACAUAUGUGAGUCCUCCUCACCCUUCCAGCUCUACUACUUCAUCUCCUUGGCGUUCUUUGGAUUCUUAGUUCCAUUUGUGGUCAUUGUUUACUGCUAUUCAGCCAUCAUCCGUACGCUGAAUGCAUACGACCACCGAUGGCUGUGGUACGUGAAGGCGAGUCUCCUCAUUCUUGUGAUUUUCACUAUUUGCUUUGCUCCAAGCAAUAUCAUACUUAUCAUUCACCAUGCUAACUACUACCACCACACCACUGAUGGCUUAUACUUCAUCUACCUCACAGCCUUGUGCCUCGGCAGCCUGAAUAGUUGCUUAGAUCCAUUUUUAUAUUUUCUCAUGUCAAAAAUCACAGAUCAAUCCACUGCUUACCUGACAAUGGUGAAAUCACCUUAGAGAACAAGGAAAGCUAUCUGUGAAAAUAUCCAUUCUUGGGAUAACUUAUGUAUCGUUCAAGGAGCUCUAUUCUCUAGCUCUCAAGAAACAGUGCUUCAAAAUGAAACACUACAAACAACACUAUCUUUUUUAAAAAAGAAAAACAACUCUAUGUCAGUGUUUUACGAAUGUCGAUGUGGGAGAAAAGGUAACACCACUCUUUUUAUGGCAACUGACACAUUUGGGUGCCAGGUGCUUGGAGGCCCUUACACCUCCAUGUCCCCCAUCGCUCUGAGGCUUCCACUCCAGGCGACCCGGGGAGGAGGGCAGACCAGGGAGCAAGGGUGCAGCCUGAGAAGCUAAGGUCUCAGUGUUUAGUAUCUGGUGUCAUUUUUUUAUUCUUCUGCUCCCUCAGCUCUUCGCUGAUGGCUGUCUCAUCAGCUGACUGUCUCUCUGUAACAUCUCUCCCUGGGGGUCCAUUAUCCCAGCCCCACCUCUGCAUUCUAACCACUCUCUCUGCUGUCAGCCUAUCUCUGUUUCACUGCCCACUGCCAGACUAAUCUUCCUCAAAUAUUAGUUUGAUACACCACUCAAAACCCCCAGCUCAAAACCUCCCUGAACUCUCCACUAUUUUGGGAUACCUUAGAAAUCUCCCACUUGGCAGUCAGAGCUAACUUUCUUACUUGACUUCCCAAUAAGCCUCGUCUGCAGUGUAGGCACCAGCCAAGCCUCUUGCUUUGCUGUGAUCUUGAUUUUUCCUCUCUCUGUCCCUGUCUCUUAUUGGAAAGCCAUUUUUAACAUGUUUGCCUUCUUUCCAUUUCUUGAAGUCCUCCAAGGACCAUUCUUCCCUAAUUCUCAAGCUACAAGUUCUUUUUUCUCAUCGGAACUUUCAAAGCACUUUCCUGUAUUUUUGUUACAGUGCCUAUAUAUAGUUCAUUUAUAUACAAAUAUUAAUUCCACACUUACUAAGCACCAUGUCUAGCAGAGAUGGGGGCUCACCCUCUUGCUUCUUUAGCUUCUUAUAACACCUGCAGGCCCAAGUCUUCCCGGGGUCUGUGGGGCCCAGUUCCAUGCCUUGCGCAGCACAUGGCUGAAUGAAAGAACUACACGACCCCAAAGCAGCUCCACGGUGUAAAGCCCAUUAUAUUCCUACUGGGGAGGCAAGGUGUUCUGUGUGACAUGGGGUCACAUCAGGUUUGGUAGGGCAUGCAAAAAAAAAAAUAAUAAGGAAACUAAACUAAGAAUAUAUGCAUGAGGUCAUUUACAAGUUUAAAACAGAUCCAUUAUUUUUGGUCCUUUUACAUAGUUUUUAAAAGGGAAGUUAAAUUUUGUUGUAAAUGCCCAGUAUAUUCCUGUAGGUAGAUGACUACAUUUCCCUUAGUUUAGGGAUUAGACAGGAGGUGAGAUGUUAGCGAUUAAGGGCAGGAAGGAUUGCUGAGAAGGAUUUUCAAGUCUGUAGAAAUGUGAAUUAAUCAUAUACUUUGUAGUGACCAUCGAAACAAUAAAAAAAAUUGUUA